UAUAAAAAAAACUCUGUUUUAGCUCAUUUCUAUUAACAUUCUCUUUAUUUUGCUCAAUUCUGUGUUCUACACUGAAAAAUACAAAUUGGGUAUUAUUUAUUUUAUUGAAAUUGGUAUUUUUUUAGUUUUAUGGUGAUUUUCCGGCAGUGUUCGCCGGAGCUCCGGUGAAGCUCCGGCGAGAAGUGUGAAUUUGGGGUGUGUUGGAAUAAAUGAGUUAAAGUGAGGGGGUAAAAGUGUAAAAAAAAAAAUGUUUAAGUCAGCAAGGUGGAAGAGUGAGAAAAACAAGAUUAAAGUUGUCUUCAAAUUGCAGUUUCAUGCAACUCAGGUAGCGGGGGAUGCAGUGAUGAUAUCCGUGGUUCCCGCAGAUGUGGGGAAGCCAACGUUAAAAUUAGAGAAGGCGACAGUUCGUGAUGGGAGCUGUUACUGGGAUAAAACAGUUCUUGAAACCGUGAAGUUCAUUCAAGAACCGAAGUCAGGGAAGAUUCAUGAAAAGAUCUAUUACUUCAUCCUGGGAACUGGGUCUUCAAAAUCAGGAGUUGUUGGAGAAGCUUCGAUUGAUUUCUCGAAUUAUGCAGAGUCUAAGAUAUCCUCUGUUUCUCUUCCACUCAAAAAUUCAAAAUCGGGAGCUUUAUUGCAUGUUUCGAUACAGAGGAUUCAAGAUUCUUCUGAUCAAAGUUUUGUUGAAGAAAUCGAAAAUGCAAAACCAAAUUCCGACAAUAUGAUCUUGAGCACACAAUUAAGCAAUGAUGACAUAGAAGCUAGCCUUAAAAGCAAUUCUUCAGUGGACGGUCGGAUCAACAAACCUAUUUUGCAGAAUGGCAAACUGAAUGGCAACCACCAAGCAUCAGGUGAAUCGGAUAUUACCAUGUCCAGUUCCAGAAGCAGCUCAGGGCUUUAUACGCCUCGGGAAAUCAAUAUGGAAAGGAACAUUGGCCAUCAGGAUCAUGUAAACUUCCCAUUCUCUCCAAAUCACGCUUUGGUUAUACGGAAGCCCAGUAUUGAUGCCUCUACAACAGUUUCUGAAGAAAAUCAGCAAUUGGAAUGGCUGGUAGGUCCCGCUCUCGAAGUAAGUACAGACGGCUCUUCGAGCACUCCGAGAGAAGCUCUUUCAAGAUUAGCAUCACAAGAGGCGUCAGAUGUUGUUGUUGCAAAGCUAAAAUCCGAGCUUGCGGUUUUUGCUAGGCAGGUAGAAGUGUCGGACUUGGAACUUCAAACCCUACGUAAACAAAUCGUCAAGGAGAGUAAAAAAGGUCAGGAUUUGUCGAAAGAGGUUGCGAACCUGAAAAAAGAACGAGAUGCUCUCAAAGAGGAAUGUGAUAAACUUAAAGCCUCCCAAAGACGGUUAGAUGAUGCAAAAUCCAAAGACAAGUUGCUCUAUGAAAAAGGGGAUCUUCAAACUAUUGUUAGUGAACUCAGGCAAGAAUUGGAUUAUCAAAAGGAUCUUAAUGCAAAUCUAGAAAUACAACUUCAGAAGACACAAGAAGCGAAUUCCGAGUUAAUUCUCGCUGUACGUGACCUAGACGAAAUGUUAGAUCAGAAGAACAAAGAAAAUGUUACAUCUUCUGAUACUGAGAAGUUUCCGGAUGUUAUCUCGAAGCAUGAAAUGACUAAUGAAGACGAUGAAGAGCAAAAGGCACUAGAGCAGCUCGUGAGAGACCAUAGCGAUGUAAAGGACACAUAUAUGCUGGAGCAAAAGAUCACGGACCUGCUUGGUGAAAUCGAGAUAUACAGGAGAGAAAGAGAUGACUUAAAGAUGCAGAUGGAGCAACUCGCACUCGACAAUGAGAUACUGAAGCAAGAAAACCACGACAUGUUAUACAAACUUGAGCAAAGUGAGAUUCAAGAACAACUGAAGAUGCAAUAUGAAUGUGCAACUUCUUAUGCAACCGUAACUGAACUUGAAUCCCGGAUUACGAGUUUAGAGAAUGAGCUGAAUAAGCAAUCAAAAGAAUUAUCCGGUUCUUUGGCCACUAUAAAUGAGCUCGAAGAAGAACUAGAAAAGCAAGCUGAGGGAUUUGAAGCUGAUCUCGAUACUCUUUCUCGUGAUAAAGUCGAACAAGAGCAGAGAACAAUACGAGCUGAAGAAGAAUUGAGGAAGACAAGAUGGCAAAAUGUUUGUACAGCUGAGCGGCUUCAGGAAGAACUUAAAGGGCUCUCCAUGCAAAUGGAAUUCUCAUUAGAAGCGAACGAAAGGUUAGCUACUAAAGCGUUCCAUGAAGCUAAUGAACUCCGCCUACAAAAAUUGUAUUUGGAAGAGACGCUUCAAAAAUCAUCUGAGGAUUAUAAAGCAAAGAUACUCGAGCUUUCUAGCCAAGUAACGGAUAUGUUUGGUCGAAUGGAAAAGUUGCACUCGGAAAUUGAAGAAAAAUCAGUGCAAUUGGGAAAACAAGAAGAGCUGGCUAAAGAAACUGAGCAGCGCUUGUCGGAGAAAAUCAUCUCUCUUGAAGCGGAUAUUGAAAAUCUAUUAACGGACAAGAAUACGCUAAUGGGCGAGUUGGAAAAGACGAGGAAAUCAAUUGAGGACAUGCAAUUACUUAUCGAGCAAGGUCACGGUGAAAGAAGAGAACUCGAAACUAGGCUAGCUUUAGUGGAAAAAGAAUUAAACAACACGAGUUCUCUUAUGGAUGAGAAGGAGAAUUUAAUUUUGGAACUGUAUUUGGAAGUGGAUAUACUUUGCAAUGAGACAAAGAAAUCUUUGUUCGAGGACGAAGUGGAGAAAGAAAAUUUGAGAAAGCAGGUGUCCGUGUUAAAAGACGAUCUGAAGAAGAAAGAGGACAUGCUGAAUUGUUUGGACAAAAAGCUCAUGGAUGCGAAUAGUCUAAAAGAGAGGAUAAAGUUGCUUGAGAGUCAGAUCAAGCUGAAGGAAGAUGCACUUGAUGACACAAUUAAUUCGUUUAUCGAGAAGGAGAAAGAUCAUCAAGACAAAAUCGAAGAGUUAGAAAGAAGAUUAGAAGAACCCCAGCAGAGCACAGAAAGGCUUUUCGAACAAAAGUCCGAAAAGGUCUCUAUCGGCACACACUGUUCGACUCGUAUUAAAGAGUUUCUGUCUGAUGUUACAUUGAUACAGGUGGCUACGGAAGAUCUAAAUAUCGCAACUACAACAUGUACGAAAGAUGAAAAUCCCAGUCAAACAUUGUCUACAGAGAGCAGCAACGGCUGUUGUUCGGAUGAGGAAAUGGAAAGCCCAGCAUCGAAUAACAGAAAUCUCGAAGAACUGUCAAAAGAAACGGAACUACUGUGGGAGAGGAACAAGUUAAUGGAAGUUGAACUAAAAGAAAUGCAAGGGAGAUAUUCAGAAAUAAGCCUCAAAUUUGCAGAGGUAGAAGGAGAAAGACAGAAGCUUUAUAUGAAACUGCGGAACAUUAAGAGCGCGAAAAAAGAGCUUGUAAAAUAGAUACAAGUAUAGUUAAUGGAUUGAAGUUCUUUUUUGCUGGGAGAUUUAGAUGUGAAGGCCCCUCAAAAAAAUUGAACAAAAUAAUGUAAAUUGCUCUCUUUUUUUUUGGCAUAUUCUUUAUUUUUUUCUUGCUAGACUUAACACUAUCAGAUAAGAUACAAAAAGUAUGAGUAGUGUUAGCAUAUAGUUUAUAUUCAUUGUCAAAUAAGAUGCUAUCUAAGAGCAUUUCAAGUUGUUUUUGUAAGUAAUGACUUGUGUUAUUUUGUAUCUAUGAGGAGAUUCUUUAAUUA
This is a messenger RNA of Lycium ferocissimum, 3684 nucleotides long. RefSeq lists its product as uncharacterized. The record is from RefSeq and is a predicted model, not a curated record. NCBI's taxonomy places the organism in Eukaryota, Viridiplantae, Streptophyta, Magnoliopsida, Solanales, Solanaceae. The transcript is spliced from 10 exons. Bases 248 to 3394 code for a protein of 1048 amino acids.